Messenger RNA from Apus apus (common swift), 3968 nucleotides. Its product is annotated as acyl-CoA 6-desaturase-like. The transcript has 13 exons. The record is from RefSeq and is a predicted model, not a curated record. Gene Ontology annotation, biological process: lipid metabolic process. Gene Ontology annotation, molecular function: oxidoreductase activity, acting on paired donors, with oxidation of a pair of donors resulting in the reduction of molecular oxygen to two molecules of water. NCBI's taxonomy places the organism in Eukaryota, Metazoa, Chordata, Aves, Apodiformes, Apodidae. Gene Ontology annotation, cellular component: membrane. Bases 244 to 1578 code for a protein of 444 amino acids.
GGGGGCAGUUCCGAGCGAGCGGAGGGAUUGCGAGGGCCGGGCAGAGAGAGACAAAGAGACGGGAGGACAUGAGCGCCGGGAGAGCGCCCGGGAGCGGCUGAGCCCGGGGAAAGCUCCUUCCCCGCCGGCAGGGCCAGCGGCAGCGCAGGGAACAGGUCGCCCCCGGCUUUUUCUUGGGUUAUUAUAUCUAUCUUUAUUUAUUUUUUUUUUUUUGGCAAGGGGGACAAAGGAGCAAGUGUCCCCAUGGGGAGAGGAGGGGAGAAAGGAGGGGAGGCGGGGGAGCCGGAGGCGCAGCUCCGCUGCUACACCUGGGAGGAGAUCCAGAAGCACAACCUGAGGACGGACAAGUGGCUGGUGAUAGAGCGCAAGGUUUAUAACAUCACCAAGUGGGCAAACAGGCACCCGGGGGGUCACCGAGUGAUCAGCCACUGCGCCGGAGAAGAUGCCACGGACGCAUUCCAGGCCUUCCAUAUCAAUCCCACCUUGGUGCAGAAGUUUCUCAAGCCAUUGCUCAUUGGAGAGCUUGCUCCAGGGGAACCCAGCCAGGACAGAGAUAAAAACUCCCAGCUGGUGGAGGAUUUCCGGGCCCUGAGGAAGACAGCAGAGGACAUGAACUUGUUCAGAGCAAGCCCUUUGUUCUUCUCUCUUUACUUGGGCCAUAUUAUUGCAAUGGAAGUUCUGGCUUGGUUCAUGGUUUCAUACUUUGGUACUGGCUGGAUCACAACUCUCAUCCUUGCCUGCAUCCUUACGACUUCCCAGGCCCAGGCAGGGUGGCUGCAACAUGAUUUUGGACACCUCUCUGUUUUCAAGAAGUCUUCCUGGAACCACAUUGUCCACAAGUUUGUCAUUGGACACCUGAAGGGUGCCUCUGCAAACUGGUGGAACCACCGUCACUUCCAGCAUCAUGCCAAGCCCAACAUAUUCAAGAAGGACCCAGAUGUGAACAUGCUGCAUAUUUUUGUCCUCGGAGAGACACAGCCUGUUGAGUAUGGCAAGAAGAAGCUGAAGUACCUGCCUUACAACCACCAGCACGAAUACUUCUUCCUCAUCUUCCCACCUCUGCUCAUCCCUGUGUAUUUCCAAAUCCAAAUCAUCUCGACCAUGAUCAGGCACAGGUUCUGGGCGGACCUCGCCUGGGCCAUCAGCUACUACAUACGCUACUUCAUCACCUACAUCCCAUUCUAUGGUGUCCUGGGGUCCCUGUUUCUCCUCACUUUUGUCAGGUUUCUGGAGAGUCACUGGUUUGUCUGGGUCACCCAGAUGAAUCACAUCCCAAUGGAAAUUGAUUCUGAGAAGCACAGAGACUGGCUUAGCUCUCAGAUGGCAGCCACGUGCAACAUUGAGCAGUCCUUCUUCAAUGACUGGUUCACUGGGCACCUGAAUUUUCAAAUUGAGCACCACCUGUUUCCAACAAUGCCACGGCACAACUUCUGGAAGGUGAAACCUUUGGUGAAGUCCUUAUGUGCCAAGUAUGGAGUCCAGUAUGAAGAGAAACCUCUUGGAAAAGCAUUCGUAGACAUUGUUGGGUCCCUAAAGAAAUCUGGAGAUCUGUGGCUGGAUGCUUACCUCCAUAAGUGACCAUAAAUCUUAAUGGGGAGGUGAUUCAUUCUGCUUCUCCCUAAACCAACACAAGCCCCUGAUUCCCAGACCCCUGAGACUCCCUUAGGCUUCAGUGAGCCCUGGCAAACCCAGGACACCCCAAGUCAGCCUCUUCUCCCCCUGUUCUUGCAAAAGAGGAGCUCAGCACAGAGUUUCACUUUGUUAUCCAGGAAAAACUAACACGGUCCAUGAUGCCCCUGGCAAGAGGGAGCUGAGAUGGGCUGCCAUGCCCACCAGCCCUGCCUGCAGGAAUCUCAUCCCACAGGGACACAGGAUGGAGCUUUCAGCCCUUCCCAGAGCCUCCCCCCAAGUAGGGCUCCCUCCUUUCUCUCUCUCCUUUCUCUCCCUCCUUUCUUUCUCUAACCAUAACAUCACUUUAGGAAAAGCUGUGAUACUGACCCUGCACAACUCAUCUCUAACCACCUCCCAGCAGGUGUAUUUUGAUGACCAGGCCUUAUUCCCAGGGGCUCCAUGGAAGAUCUUUGGGCAUGAACAGCAAAAAGCCUCCUUUAGGAAAGGGUCUUUUUUCCCUUUAAUGAGCAACAAGGCCUGGCACAGCAUCGUGCCUGGCAGUACAUGACACAAAUGACCAAAUUAAGUCACAUAAGCUACUAAUUGCUGCUGAGUGCCCCAGUGUAACCACAAACAGGCUUUUCAGCAGAGCAGCCUGGGAGGCUGCUGCAAGAACCAGGGUUCUGCCUCUCUGCACAGGCCUGGCAGGAACCAAACCUCUGCCUCCUUGUCAGAGGCCAGGAGCCAUGGCACUGUUUGUCCUUCUCCUGCAACCAAUCAGCCAGGAAAAUGAGUCCUCCCUCCAAAAUAAGGAGCUGCCCAACCCAGCUUGGCCCUUCAGGAGGCAGCUGAGGACAGAACUGACCAGGAAACCCUUCUGGAGAACCCUCCUACCAGUUGUCUAAACCUCUCUUUUUUUUUUUUGUUUUUUUUUCCCAAGACCUAAUUACCAAAACCCAUUCAUGGCUCAGCAGGAGAUAUGGUUGAACAGCUUCCAGGGGCUUCUGUCACAGGCAACCUGAUGCCAAAAUAAAUCAAGGGCUUUAGAUUUGGUUGUAAUACAACCAAAGAGAUGGACCCUUUCGUUGAUGAGAAAGGGCCAUGGUUUCAAAAGGAGCCUUCAGUUCCACCAGCUGCUUCCUGGCUCACUCUGAACACCCAGCAGGGAUGCUCCAGCUCUUAGGCAAUGACUUUACACACCUCCUACUUUGCUCAGCUCUGGAUCCUCUAGUAAACCCUUCCAUGCUAAAUAGAGGCCCAAAAAUCAACAGGGUUCUUUAGGAGCAAAGACAACUCCAGGACUGUGACCAGCCACUUCAAAAAAAGAUCCAUGUAUUUCCCAAGCCUUUCUUUGGAGAAUAAAAUGAGAUUAUUUCUUUGCUUACAGAUGGGAAAUUCACAGGCAGGACUGCAACUUCAGCUAGCUAGGAAUGCCUAAGGUUUGUCAAGGGCUGAUUUGGGUGUUUUUGAUGGCAACACCUGACUCCCACCAGGAAUGGCUGGGAUGAAAAGCUGCUGGCUCUGGGUUGUCUGAAGCUUAAGCAGACUUUGAGCCAUUUUUAUAGGGAAUUCCUAAUAGCAUAAACAAUAACAUCCUUUUGGAUGCUGUGAUUUCCCAGACAGGCAGCAAGGAGCCUGCCUGGGAUGGUGGCUGACAUUAAGACUGCCUUAACACGUGCAUCUCUCUCUGUCUCCUUGAAUGUAACUCACUGUCUCUGCUCCAGCAAGGAUGACCCCAAGCACCCAGCACUGUCAUCUUUUCAAUAUUCAGCUUGUUCUUCUGACAGUUUCCUAUUUUUUCCCCCCUCUGGGUCUCACUUCCAGAGCAAGUAUCUUCUCACUACAGAUGCCUCUUCCCCCUCAGCACUCUCCCCUCUUCUCCCUCUUACCUUUCUUCCUGGGAACUUCUUUUUAACACAGAGAAACUGCAGCAACCUGGUAGCUCAGCUUAGGCAAACAGUCCUGCUUUAGCAACCUGGCUUCCCUUUUGCCACUCACCAGUCUACCAGAGGACUGGUUUUCUGCUAGUAACCCAAAGGAUUGCCAAGACAACAGCCUGGCCUGACUGGAGACAGCAGCUACCACUGAUGAUGGCUGAAGACCUUGUCACAUUCCAGGACAGCAACGACCUGCAGGAGGACAGACCAGCUCUUAGGCAAAUGGGAUUAUUAUCUUUUUUUUUCCCCCUAAGGCCUUAGCAGAAGAUUCCAAAGGGAAGAAAGGGGGAGAAGAGGAGAGGGCUUGUAACUCUGCCCCAGCUUCUGGCUUCUUUCAGACUCUUGAAAAAUUCCCCUCUCAUGAAAAAUGUUCAGUUGCUCAAAUCCAGCAAUAAAAACUGUGUAAUGUUACAGUCAGAA